This is a messenger RNA of Ipomoea triloba (trilobed morning glory), 1008 nucleotides long. RefSeq lists its product as uncharacterized. Bases 162 to 902 code for a protein of 246 amino acids. The transcript has 2 exons. The record is from RefSeq and is a predicted model, not a curated record. NCBI's taxonomy places the organism in Eukaryota, Viridiplantae, Streptophyta, Magnoliopsida, Solanales, Convolvulaceae.
AAAACAAGCCUCACACCACACUCUCCACAUUUUCUCCAUAGCCUCAAACUUUAAUUUUAUUUUAUUUUUUCCUUUUUCCCAUCUCAGGAAGACAAACACCUUCAACUUAACCCCUCCUUGUACUCACAACCUUAAACAAACUAGGUAGUAGGUACUAGAAAAUGGGUUGUCAAGCAUACUUCCCAAAUCCCCAACUCUCAUGCAAGCUUCCAAAAUAUAUACCAAACUAUCUAUCCCCACUUCCCAGACUCCAUCCAUUGAAACCCAGAUUAUUCCACCCAAUUUCUUCAACUACGACAGCCACUGAAUCUCCGGUUCCGACAGCCGAUGAUGUGGUGUACGAGGUUGAGUUUAGGACCCUAGGAGGCUGCAAGCUUGGGAUUUCUAGAUACCCGGAUUUCGAGUACAAUGCUGAAGGGGGGAGGGGGAAUGGAAGAGGGGUAAAGAAUGAAGAAGACGAUGAAAUAUCAGUUGAUUUCGAGUUGAAAAGCGUGUAUAUUCCUCCGUUGACCACCGCUACGACCAAGUUCUUGGGGCUGCCGUUGCCGCCGUUGUUGAAAAUUGACAUCGUGCCGGAGCUCUUCAGAGGCACCAUCAACCAAGAAUCAGGCAAGAUUGAUCUUGAAUUUCGGGCGAAGUUCUGGUUUUCAAUCGGGAGUGUGUACAGAGCGCCGCCAUUGGUAGUUGAAACAGUUCUUACAUCGGAGGAAUCGAAUGGAAAGAUGAAGAAAGGAAGAGGUGAGAGGCUGAAGAAUAAUGCAGAAUUGGAAGGUGGAAGUUGCAGGCUGGUUGGGGUGGCAACUGUCCAACCAAUUGAUGAUGUUUUCUUGAAUACUUUUCUUAGCCUCCCAACUGAAUGUCUUGCUGUUUUGAAUGCUUCCAUUUCAUUGUCCCCAACCUAGACAUUUUUAGGAAUUUCAUCCUAUGUAUGUACCCUGCAAUCUAACUACAAAUUAAAGUGAACUUCAUAUACAUAAAUAUUAUAUCCCUAUUACACUUUAAUUACUA